Rotaria sp. Silwood2 is the source of this 1176-nucleotide messenger RNA. NCBI's taxonomy places the organism in Eukaryota, Metazoa, Rotifera, Eurotatoria, Philodinida, Philodinidae. The record is from the annotation of a GenBank genome assembly.
AUGGUGAAAAAUUUUACAGGACGUAAAACAAGUUUUAUACCAUUUCGACGCACAAAACCAGGUAUUGGUGCAACAAAUCAUACAACAACAAAUGGACGAACAUCAGUUAAUCGUCAUCUUACACAAUUUGCAUUUGGUGCUUGUUUAUCAGGGACACUUGUGCAUUUUUCUGAUCCAACAUCACCUGUUCAAUUAAAUGUUUUUACUUAUGAUGAAAAUUCAUACACAGAAGGAAAAUAUAAAAAAGUCGAUGACAUCCCAAGUCUACCAUUAACAUCAGCGACUCCGAUGUUAUGGAUAGAUGUUGAUGGUGUACAUCAACGUGAUAUAAUAGCACAAAUUGGUAAUCGUUAUGAUAUUCAUGCACUUGUUCAAACAGAUAUAACAACAACAGAACAACGUACAAAAUUAGAUGUACUUGAUGAUGCUUUAUUUCUUGUAUGUAAAUUAAUAUUUCGUGAUGUUGGUCGUACAGGACAUACAAUUAUUGAACAAAUUAGUUUUUAUUUAAAAGAAAAUCUUCUUAUAACAUUUCAAGAAACACCUAAAGAUUUAUUUGAUUCAAUAAAAAAUCGUAUUCGACAAGGAAAAGGUCGUAUUCGAAAAUCUAAAAUUGAUUAUCUUUUUUAUUCACUUGUUGAUGUUAUUGUUGAUCAUUAUAUGGAUGUACUUGAUACAAUGGGCACAAAAGUUGAAUCCAUUGAUAAUCAAUUAAUGAAAACACUUAAACGUGAUACAUUAGAAUCUAUAUAUGAUAUGAAACGUGAUAUGUUAUAUUUACGUGCAAUAAUAUCACCAUUAAAAGAAAUAAUAAUUAAAUUGCAAAAAGAAGAAGAAACCCAAAUAAUGCAAGAAAGUACAAAUAUUUAUUUAAAAGAUUUAUUUGAUCAUGUUGUACAAGUUAAUGAUUCUAUCGAUACAUACAGGGAAAUGUUAGCAUCAUUUAUUGAUUUUUAUAUGAUGCUUAAUUCAAAUGCUAUGAAUGAAGUUGUAAAAACAUUAACAAUCAUAUCAACGAUAUUUAUUCCAUUAACUUUUAUUAGUGGAGUUUAUGGCAUGAAUUUUAAUAACAUGCCUGAACUUACAUAUAAAUAUGGUUAUUAUAUUGUUUUAACUGUUAUGGCUAGUCUUGCUAUAUUUAUGCUCGCAUGUUUUAAACGUAAACGUUGGUUUUAA